AUGGAAAUGGGCCCGUAUGUUCCCGUCUGCGAGGAGGAAGGAGCCAAGUUCAAGACAAAACAGUGCGACACGCAGAAAUAUACUCAAGCUGCAUUUCAAAAUCAGUGGUCCGAUUCGCCGAAUUUCUCUUGUUUCUGCGUCGAUCAGGAGGGAAAUGAACUGGCGCUGACGAAAUCGGGCCCGUCUGAGGCGGAGAAUUUGGAUUGCAGAGAUGGGGAAUUUUUUAGUCAGUAUAUUCAGUGGCGGAAACAACAUUUCGACGAGUGGCUGCCGAGUUUUGACCUUUAUCUCAAGAAAAAACAGAUUCCCGUCGACUUAUCCGAAAGAGCUCUUAUCGACGGAACUUGCGAUAUUCCCCGCGAACUACGCGAAAGUUGCCAGCAGCGUGACUUGAUCGGCGGUGGCGAAAUCACUUCCGUUUCUCGCUGCGCCUCGGCCGAGUGCUGCUUCGAAACGUCGGAAAGGACGCAGCGAGUCGAGUGCUUUAAAAAACGAGCGAAGGUGUCCGACGAAAGCCUGGUUCUCAACUGGGACGCGGACCGAAUUUACAUUAGCUAUCUGUACAAUCACUGGGUCAAAACUGUGCAACAAUUCACUGCCGAGGCGAACAGUACUGGCCCGCCGCUGUUUCCCGGUGUUCAACAUAUGUAUUUUUAG
Oikopleura dioica is the source of this 657-nucleotide messenger RNA. The record is from the annotation of a GenBank genome assembly. NCBI's taxonomy places the organism in Eukaryota, Metazoa, Chordata, Appendicularia, Copelata, Oikopleuridae.